AUGGUUCGGACAACAAUCGCAUGUUCACACUGCCGCAAACUCAAGAUUAAGUGCGUCCAUGAAGGUUCACCACCAUGCCAGAAUUGCAAAAAGAAGGGGAGGACGCGCUCUGGGGAAUGUCUUCUCACCGGCCCUGAGUUGAAAAGGAAGCGUGUGCCAGAUACCCCGUUGGGAGAUAUAGAUCGGAGUCGUCGUAAUAUUCGUUCCACUCUAGCCGAUACUCCCUCUACCCAGUCCUCCGAGUUACAAGUGUUGGUAAAUGUUAAUCAUGAGAAAGGUCUUGCGGCGGACAGUUUUACUGUCGUGGCCGCACUCAAGACAUUCUCCGCCAAGUUCCCAGAGUUUCGCUUUGUUCACUUGCCUACUUUAUCCAAAUCUAUCCACAGUAUGGAACAAAAUGGCCAGAUCAAGUUCCUUCAGCGAACUUGUAGCGAGUCAUCACCCAUUCAUAUGCUAUGCGCGUCUAUCGUAGCGCUAUGCCUACCUAUCACUCAUGAGGUUUCAGAUACCUCCCCACCAGAGGCUUUCGCCAGUUUUGCUAGGAGCUGUGUCUCAAUUGCAAGUCCUCCAGACUUGCUAAUUGUUCAGGCACUCUUGGUGUUGUCCAUGUACGAGUGGGGAAUGGGGAACGGUUACCGUGCUUGGAUGUACAGUGGUGCCGCGACAAGGAUGAUGCAGUCUCUUCGAGUCAUGGUGCAUGUUGCCUCCCUUGUAUCAGUGGAGAAGGAAAUCCAUAACCGCACAUUAUGGGCGUGUUUUAUUAUGGAUAGACUUGUUCACUGUGGAAAGACCCAGCCUUUCGCAUUGUCUGUCUACUCUAUGGACACACACUGGCCAAGGUCCGAGGACGAUUUCGCGUUUGGUGAAUCGGCUGGCCACGCUGCUUUGACGAAUGAAGAGCGAGGACCCUUGGAAAAUAUGGAAGGUGACAUGAACCAUUACUAUGGAAUCCUUGUCAGAGGCUUCGACAUCUGGGCUCGUAUACUCUCCUGGGUGGUCAGCGGUGGGAGACGAUUGCCAGGAAUGUCACUGCCGGAAAACCAUCCAUGGGUAGCUGGAUCUCGAUGGAAGCUUCUUUAUGACGAACUAAUGGCAUGGCGAGAUCGGCAAGAUAAACGUCUUCGCUAUCCUGAAGCGUCUUUGGAGGGACACUCAGCACUUGGUACGGCUGAGAAAUUUGCGUACCUGAAUUUGAUAUACUAUGUGAGCCUUUUAUUCCUCGGUCGAGAAUAUCUGAGAUUUAUCCCCACCCCAGAUUCUGAGCCCAACGGACCCGUUGAUCCUCCACUUUUACCACUUCCAGCUCCUCCAGGUUGGUGGCAGGAUAGAGCUGACGAAAUAUUCACGUCUGCGGCACAUAUAGUGUCUCUUCUUAGAAAAUUGGAAGACGCAAACGAACCUCUCUAUACGCCUUUUCCCGGAUUCUGUGCCUUCUCAGCAGCUACCAUGAAUCUUUAUGUCACUUCAUUCCCAAAAAUGAAUUUGGAUAGAAACCGUAUCUCUACUUAUGCUGUCAACAAAAACAUCGAAUUUCUCCACAAAUUCAGGAAUAUCUGGGCAAUGGGGAAAGGGUGGUGGGUUACCAUGGGCCACUGCAAGGAACUCUACAAGAGUGCUCGCCAAGACCAUAGCCAAUUUCGAGGCAGAACCCGUGAGGACUUCAGCGCUCUGGAGUACUCGAUCCACGACAUUAGAGGCCAGCCACCAACAACUGGGGACUAUAUGUCUCCCGAAGUCAGUGUGGAUGACAUUGAUAUUAUCUCUACCACAAAUAAUGAGACUGCUGCAGCUCUAAGCCUUCAGGAGCUGUCCGGGUUCGAUAACUCACAACAAACAAGUAUAACACAGGAUGACGCGGUUGCAAACAGAGAUUGGAACCAAGCGUGGCCACUAUGGGGAGAGCAAGAUUUCAUUCCUUUCGCCAUCGAGGGUGUACCAUUUGAUUAUAAUAUGCCCUUAGGUGACCUGUGA
Clonostachys byssicola is the source of this 1971-nucleotide messenger RNA. Lineage: Eukaryota; Fungi; Ascomycota; Sordariomycetes; Hypocreales; Bionectriaceae. The record is from the annotation of a GenBank genome assembly.